Exaiptasia diaphana is the source of this 2534-nucleotide messenger RNA. Its product is annotated as trafficking protein particle complex subunit 9. The coding region runs from base 66 to 2534 and encodes 822 amino acids. Gene Ontology annotation, cellular component: trans-Golgi network. The record is from RefSeq and is a predicted model, not a curated record. The transcript has 15 exons. Lineage: Eukaryota; Metazoa; Cnidaria; Anthozoa; Actiniaria; Aiptasiidae.
GAUUUCCUUCCUUGGAAUCCAAUCUAUCAAAAUGACUUUAUUUGACACUCAAGAAACUUGUAAAUAUGAUCAAAAUAGACUUUGGGCAGAGCCUGAAUGACCACAAGGCGCUGCUCAUCCUGGUAAGGCCWGURGGUUAUAUAGGAGAGAAAACAUUCUCACAAAUCUUCCAAGAAAUAAGUCGGUUCACGCGCGCACAGGUACCAAACACUACAAGAAGUCUUCACUUAAAGUACGCUCAACAAAUCCUUCCUCAGUUUAUAGAAUGGAGCACAUUUCAUUCUCACAGGAGAGUUCUUGGUCUCAUUUGUGUUGCAAAAUGCACCGAUGUUAAGGAGACUGAUAAAUUAAUUGGGAAAAUCAAGGAUUUGAAGUCGCAAUUCAACUCUACUUUGCUUGAUUCACGAUGCUUCGUUGUGGGUUGCAAAAGCGACGAUCAGGCUACGACMAGGAAAGAUUUUAUUCUUUUAAACGAGGAAAAGAUUUCAGAGGAAAUAGAAAAAAACAUGGCUGAACUUGUGGCCUCAUUGUUUAAUGUACUGGAAUCUAAAAGGAUAAGUAAAUCGGCGGAAAAACCUGACAARGUUUCUGCUGUUUUUGCACCAGUUGAGGUUGAACCUUAUAGCACAGUGGAGGAUACUAGAAAUUCCAAAAGGAAAAGUAUUGGAAGAAGUCGUAAAUAYCUCGGUGACAUUAGCAUGCUGACUGGGUUGCACCAAGAUGCUUUAAACCAAUACUCCAUGGCUAUAGAGCAUUUAAGAACAGUUAAUGAUUUUUUAUGGCUUGCUGGAGCCCUCGAAGGACAAUGUGCAUCAUCRAUUGCGGYUAUAACUUCAAACGAGGGAGAUASUACUUCUAGGUUUUUAAUACUACCMACUGAUUGUGCAGCAAAAACUUCCAAUGUCACUAGUAAUGGGUUCGGUAAUGAUAUUGAUGAAGCAAAGUUCAAAAACACUCCUCCUUUACCRUUUGAAGAAAUUUAUGAGAGACUCUCUGARGCACUCUUUUUGUAUGCACGAAUUAAGGGAUGUUCKGUAGUGGAAGUUGAAGCUCAUCUGAAGCUAACAAGACUUCUUGUAUCUCAAAGGAAAACUAUAGAGGCCAGUUCUGCACUACAGAAUGCAUUGUCAAUUAAUGUCCCGGGUAUUACUGACCAGGAAAAGAUUCAGAGAUACAGUUCKGCAGCUCAAUUAUACAGGGAACUAGGAUUUCAUAGGAAGGCAGCCUUCUUCACUAGGGUGGCAGCCAUGCAGUGUGUUUCUCACUCUCUUCCUGCUCAAGCAUGGGCUGCUUCAUAUUCUCUGCUCUUAGAAGCUAUCAAAGGUUAUAAUAUUGAUUUAGAUCCACUGAAAUUCCUCAAAGGUCAUCCCAAUGGCUGGCCAACAUUACAGAUACGACUAUUGCAUGAGUUAGUGUAUACAGCUCGUAGACUUGGAGACCCUGCACUUGCUGUUAGGCACAUGACAUUUCUUCUUCAUACAAUGCAUGAGCAUCUGAGUGAUGCUGAGCUAACGGACCUUGCUGGAGGACUAGACACAUUAUCAAAACAGUGUUCAGGAUCAGUGCCAUCUUCACCCAGCAGCCCUAAUGACAAACUAUCUCUACACUUCUUUCCUGAGGUUUCGCUGACCAAAAUGCCACUUGUAAGAUCUUUCAAGGUUCAUCAAUUACCAAUGCAUCUUAAACCAGUGGGUAGAAAAGCCACAUCUGCUGUUAACUCUCCUUCAAUUGGUCCCUUUAUUUUCUCUUCACUGCGAAGGAAUCCCAAAGAUCAGAAAAAGAAAAAAAGUACAUUGUGGGUUCAAGGAGAAGUCGGACAGGUUUCCAUGGAGAUCUAUAAUACUAUGCCAUUUGAACUCAAGGUUAAGAAAAUGGCUCUAUGUAUAGAAGGUGUAGACUUUGAGCCUUUUCCUGCUCAUCUUUCAUUGCCACCAAAGACUGGACCACAUUCAGUAAUGUUAUUGGGAAUACCACAUAAUAAAGGCACACUAAAAAUAACAGGUUAUACGAUAAGUGUUCUAGGCACAGAGAGUACCUGCCCAUUGACUAAGGACAACAUGGAGAACAAGGAUGAUUUUCCUGUAGUUGUUGAUGUAGUUGGUUUUAUGCCCUUAUUACAAGUUAGCACCUCUUUACCUAAAGUACGAUCGACACCGACAGAUAUUGACAGCCCUCAAUCAGCGCCCUUGGUUACGGCAGUGACUUUGUAUGCUGGUCAAAGAUUUUCACCAUGGGGGCUUAAUGGAACUAUAACAUUUCGAUAUUCUGGGGAACUUGAUAAAGAUCAUUUAUGCCGGCGGGUUUCCAUGACGAUAGAUGUCUCUGUUGUGCCGAGUCUUCACUGUCAUAAUUAUGAACUGCGGGCAAUCCCAAGUGAUGAAUCAAAGUGUCUGUUGUUAUUUGAUGCUGACAACAAGACUUCUAAUGACAUGGAGCUGGAGUAUUCGGUUCAGCCUCACAAAGUUCUUUCAGAUAUCGGUGGAACGUCUUCAACAGAAGUCCUCAGUAUUCAAGGAAACGACUCAAAAAGGUAA